This is a messenger RNA of Phyllostomus hastatus (greater spear-nosed bat), 1974 nucleotides long. RefSeq names its product PNMA family member 6E (gene PNMA6E). The record is from RefSeq and is a predicted model, not a curated record. The transcript is spliced from 2 exons. NCBI's taxonomy places the organism in Eukaryota, Metazoa, Chordata, Mammalia, Chiroptera, Phyllostomidae. The coding region runs from base 1 to 1974 and encodes 657 amino acids.
AUGCUGCAUGACUGGUGUAGCCUGAUGGGUGUGAACGCCCGCCGCUCCUUGCUCAUCCUGGGCAUCCCAGAUGACUGUGAGGACCAGGAAUUCCAGGAGACUGUGCAGGCUGCCCUGUGGCACCUGGGCAGGUACCGAGUGCUGGGCAAGGUCUUCAAAAGGGAGCUCCAGUCUACCGUUGCCUUGAUUGAGUUUGCUGAGUAUUUAAACCGAAAUUCAAUCCCCCAACAAGUACCAGGCAGGGAGGGACCCUGGACUGUGGUCUUUCUGCCUGAGGCCUCUGAUUCUGAGUCACAAGAUAGACCUGAUUUCCCUGCACUACUCCAGAGGGAAGCAGGGGCUGGCAGGGCAGGUGAGGCAAGAGGUGUAGGUGAGGAAGAAGCUGCAGGUGAGGAAGGAGCUGCAGGCGAGGAAGGAGCUGCAGGCGAGGAUGGAGCUGCAGGCGAGGGAGGAGCUGCAGGCGAGGGAGGAGCUGCAGAUGAAGAAGGAGCUGCAGGUGAGGAUGGAGCUGCAGGUGAGGUAGGAGCUGCAGAUGAAGAAGGAGCUGCAGGUGAGGAUGGAGCUGUAGGUGAGGAUGGAGCUGCAGGUGAGGAGAGAGCUGCUGGUGAGGCAGGAGCUGAAGAUGAAGCAGGAAUAUCAGAUGAGGAGGGAGCUGCAGGUGACACAGGAAUUGCAGGACAGGCAGGAGCUUGGAACCAGCAAUGGAGGCAGGCCUUGCAGCCUAUGCUGGAAAAUAUGGCCUACCAGGAACUGAGAACCUUUUCUGGGAUGGAAGAGCCAGGCCACGGGGAUGAGUCCUUUGAGAGCUGGCUGGACCAUGCCAAUGACAUGCUGUACCUGUGGCGCCACAUAUCAGAAAGGGAGAGGAGGAGGAGGCUUGUGGAAAGCUUGGGUGGCCCUGCGCUGGAUCUUGUGAGUGACCUCUUACGUGAAAAUCCCAACAUCACUGCACAGGACUGCCUUGCUGCACUGAUUCAGGUAUUUGGGAACAAGGACAAUCCUAUGACUUCGCGGCUGAAAUUCAUGACUUGUGCCCAACGGCCCCAGGAGACUCUCUUUGCCUAUGUCAUGCGCCUGGAAGGCCUGCUGCAGGCGGCCAUAGAGAAGGGGGCCAUCCAACCCCGUAUGGCAGACCAGGUGCGUGCCCGGCAGGUGCUGAUGCGAGCCCGUCCCAAUGAGAUGCUCUGGAACAUGCUGAGGAGAUUGCGGCUGGAGAGGAGAUCACCUGGUUUCCUGGGGAUGCUUCGGCUUAUUCGGGAGUCAGAGGCAUGGGAGGCCACUCCAACUACGAGCCAGCAGGCCCAAAUGGAAGAAGGGGCCUGUGUGGAUGUUGGAGACCUGGCUUCUGACCUGGUUGUUGCCCAGGCCAUCCCAGCCCAUGAAGAUGAUGGCGAGGCUGCCCCAGCCCAUGAAGGAGCUGCCCAUGCUGCCCUAGUCCAUGAAGAUGCUGCCCAGGCCGCCCCAGCCCAUGAAGAUGCUGCCCAGGCCGCCCCAGCCCACGAAGGAGCUGCCCAUGCUGCCCCAGCCCGUGAAGAUGAUGGCGAGGCUGCCCCAACCCAUGAAGGAGCUGCCCAGGGUGCCCUUUCCAAAGAAGAUAGUGCCGAGGCUGCAAUGGCCCAUGCAGUGGCCAGUGAGGCAGGUCCUGGCAUUGCCAGUCCUGAUGAGGCUGCUCCUAAAACCAGUGAUACCACCAGGGCCAGCCCUCCCUCUGAGGAGACCACCUCUGCCACUCAGCGAGAUGAAAAUGCUCUUGCUCCAGCAGGCCUAGGUCAGGCAGAACCGUCCUCUGCCCAUGUGAGCAGUGCUUCUGGGGUGGGCUUGGGUGGUCCCAGUGGUCGUCCAGAGGGCCAGGCCCAGGCAGACCAGGAGGCCGAGGAACCCCCUGAGGAGGGGCUCAAAGCCAUCCCGGAGGAGUCAGGAAGUGAGGCCAGGGCAGGGGAGAUGAGUUCCCCUGAGCCCUCCUCAGGCAAAUAG